AUGGAGGAAUAUAUAUCAUCAAAAAAAUUAAGUGGAUCAGGCUGUUGCGUACCUGGUUGCAGAAAUUAUGGGAAAAAAGGAGGUGUCCAUUUUUAUUCAUUUUCUACCGUUAGUCACAAAAAACCUCAAACCGAAAAAUGGAUUAAAGCAAUAAGAAGAGUAAAUGAGGAUGGAACUCCCUGGCAGCCGAACAAAGGGUCUAGGAUUUGUAGCCAACAUUUUAUUGGCAACAAGAAAUCAGAACAUCCGCUCAGUCCCAGUUUUGUACCUACAAUUUUUCCAGAAGCAUAUUAUGGAAAACAGAUGAACAAAGUGACUCAAAAACUUCUUCUUAAUCGAUUUCAGCGGACUAUGAAGCGACAAAUGGAAAAAAAGAUGGAAACUUUAGAUAACAAUAAUAAAAAAAAGAACAUUGAACCUCAAGAAAAUUACAAUUUGGUAUUUAUCAAAAGUGAAUUAGACAUUAAAGAUGAGCCCGUAGAUGUUUAUUCGGACAAAGAAACACAAGUUAAUUUUUUAGAACCUCCAGACCCUGCUCCACUUACAUUCAUUUGUAAUAAUUAUGUUAAUAAUUCAAGAUCUGAUGCUUCAACACAAGCUUAUAUUCCUUUAAUAAAAAAGUUUUAUUUAGCUAAACAACCAAAAUUAAAAUUAGUAGAAAAAGGAUAUGGUACCAGAGAACUAGGGCCUGACUUUGAAAAGUUAAAUAGUCCGGUUAUUUCCAAGGCUCCUGACGGUUUUCUCGGAAUGUCUUCUGUAGUAUGCGAUCAAGAACUAUUAGAUCUCACUGGUUUGAGAUUAGACGCAUUUAACAUUAUCCUGAAUGUACUCAAAGAAGCUGAAAGAGGUUAUGGCCAGAAAAUAUCACUAGACAACAGAUUAUUAAUCUUCUUUAUGAGAAUUAAAACCGGACUAUCUUUCUCUGCACUAAGUGUCCUUUUUAAAGUUCAUCGAACCAGUAUUUCGAGAAUUUAUCAAUCUACUGCGCAAGCUUUGAUGAAGAAUUUUAAAGAUUAUGUGACAUGGCCUAAAGAAGAAAAUACAAUGUUUAUAACUGAUUUUAGAGCAGUAUUUCCUGAAUUGUUGAAAGCUGUGUACGCCAAGCAUAAGCCUGGUCAUUCUCGUGUUUAA
Molecule: messenger RNA, 1131 nt
Organism: Cotesia congregata
Lineage: Eukaryota; Metazoa; Arthropoda; Insecta; Hymenoptera; Braconidae
Source: the annotation of a GenBank genome assembly